AAUUGAAGGAAGGCCUCACUCGGAUGAGCAUGGACCUGAAAAAUAACUUGUUGGGCUCCUUGAGGACCGCUUGGCAGUCCUUCACCAGAACUUCAUUGCCAGCUGUGGAGGCAGGAGCCACCGGAGACGUGGAACAGGAAUCGGAAGCUGAAACCAGCAUGGAGAAGCAACCUGAGGAGAAACCAGAGGAACCAACCACAUCAGCAAAAGAGGAUCCACCUCCAGUUAAUGUGGGGCUGCUGAAUGGGGGCCAUCGCAUUGACUACGUGCUUCAGGAGAAACCCAUCGAAAGCUUUAACGAGUAUUUAUUUGCACUGCAAGGCCAUUUAUGCUACUGGGAGUCAGAGGACACAAUAUUAUUGUUGUUGAAAGAGAUUUAUCAAACCAAGGGCAUCAGCAUGGAUCAGCCCCUCUUGUAG
Protobothrops mucrosquamatus (brown spotted pit viper) is the source of this 419-nucleotide messenger RNA. RefSeq names its product phospholipase DDHD2-like. Gene Ontology annotation, cellular component: COPII-coated ER to Golgi transport vesicle. The annotation marks the transcript as partial. The record is from RefSeq and is a predicted model, not a curated record. The transcript is spliced from 3 exons. Gene Ontology annotation, molecular function: metal ion binding; triacylglycerol lipase activity. Lineage: Eukaryota; Metazoa; Chordata; Lepidosauria; Squamata; Viperidae.